GGAGUUCAGAGGAAGGUCGUAGUUGGAAAGCUGCUCGGUCGGUGUCCGUGCUGCGAGUUUCCCGGGAUCCCAAAAAGGUGACUUUAGUAGCAGAACAGCAGAGGACACCAGGCAGAAGCCCAAACCUCCAACUUCAGCUGUCUGCGGGAAAAACAAACAUCCCAGGAGCUGAGCGUUAGAAUCCCGGAGGACGCUCCCACUUUGGAAUAUUGUUUUCUUCGACCUCCGAACCCAUCAGAUGGACGCGGAUUGCCGCCUAAGUUCCUGUGAAAAAUGAGCGUUUUUACACCUAAACCUGCUACCAGAACCCGAAUUCACGUUAUUUAGGGGCCUGCAGUGGUUUCCACCGAGAAACUUCACCUUCAUCACAAACUUCCUCCCGCUAAAUUAGGGAGGGUGACUUCAGAGGAACUUUUACAUUUUCCCUGUUUCUUUGGCUUUUUUAAAUAUUGACUCCGAAUGAAGAUUUUCAGACUAGAAUUUCUUCAAUGCUUAACGAGGGAAGCACAAAUCCAGUCAAAAUGAAGAGGCUGCCCGCACAAACGGUGUUUUUGAUCUUCUGCACCUGCAUCGUUUGCCAUUGUGGACUAAUAAACGGGGAAAUCUGCUCAAGUAUACACAUCCGGAACGACGUGACCAACUUCCAGUUGUUGGAGAACUGCACAGUCAUUGAGGGCCACCUCAAGAUUCUGCUCAUGUUUCAGACCAGGAGUGAGGACUUCAGGGGCCUCAGCUUCCCAAAGCUGCAGGUGGUGACGGACUAUGUCCUGCUGUUUAGAGUCUACGGCCUUGAGACCCUCAGCGAUCUCUUCCCCAACCUGACUGUGAUCCGUGGCAACAAUCUGUUCUUCAACUACGGUCUUGUGAUUUUCGAGAUGCGGGACCUAAAGGAAAUGGGCCUUUACAGCCUCAUGAACAUAACCCGCGGUUCUGUGAGAAUCGAGGAGAACUCCGACCUGUGUUACCUGUCCACUUUAGACUGGUCUAAGAUCUUGGAUUCAGUAGAGGACAACUUCAUCGUGGGCAACAAAGACGAGCGAGAGUGUGGGGACCUGUGUCCUGGCACCGCCGAGGGUCGAACCAUCUGUCCCCAGACCACCAUCAACGGACAGUACAAAGCAAGAUGCUGGUCACAGAAACACUGUCAGAGAACGUGCCUGGAUAAAUGCAAGCACGGCGCGUGCAACAGCAGGGGUCAGUGCUGCCACGACCAGUGCCUGGGCAGCUGCAGGGAGCCGGGCAACGCCAGCAGCUGUGUGGCCUGCAGGAACCUCCAGCAUGGAAACACCUGCGUGGACAAAUGUCCUCCGGGAUACUUCGUCUUCAGGGGCUGGCGCUGCGUCAGCUUCUCUUUUUGCCAGGAGCUCCACGACCAGUGCUCGCUGACAAAGAAACAAAACCAGGACCGGGAGGCGAGCUGCGUUGAGUACGUCAUCCAUGAAGGGGCCUGUAUUCCAGAGUGUCCGUCCGGAUACACCACCCUGAACUCCACCAUGUUGACCUGUUUGCCUUGUGCCGGUCCAUGUCCUAAACUGUGCGUUGGAAAUAAGACGAUUGACUCGGUAACCUCUGCCCAGGCUUUAAGAGGCUGCACUGUUCUUCAUGGGAACAUGAUCAUAAAGAUAAGAGGAGGAAAUAACAUAGCGGCUGAGUUGGAGUCUAGUCUGGGGCAAAUCGAGGUGAUCACGGGUUACCUGAUGGUGCGCAGAGCCUACGCUUUGGUGUCGCUCUCCUUUCUGCGAAAACUGCGAAUCAUUAAGGGGGAACAUCUUGAGGGAGAUACAUAUGCUUUCUACGCAUUGGACAACCAGAACCUCAGAGAAUUGUGGGAUUGGUCCAAGCACAACCUGACGAUCGAGAACGGUCGGAUCUUCUUCCACUACAACUCUAAACUCUGCAUGUCUGAGAUUAGAAGGAUGGAAGAGAUAACGGGGGCCAAGGAGCGCAACCAGAAGAACGACAUCGCUGUCCGCACCAACGGAGACCAAGCCUCCUGUGAGACGAAGCUUCUGAAUUUCACUCAAAUAAAGACUUCGUUUAAGAUGAUCAUCCUGAGGUGGGAUGCGUUUUGGCCUUCGGACUUCAGAGACCUGCUGGGAUUUAUGGUUCUCUACAAAGAGGCGCCAUACAAGAACGUGACAGAGUUUGACGGACAGGAUGCCUGCGGUUCAAACAGCUGGAUGAUUGCAGACGUUGACCCCCCGCCUCGCCCUACUCCCGGCAAAGAACCAGAACAACCGCGGCACCUGAUCGGACCGCUGAAACCUUGGACGCAGUACGCCAUCAUGGUCAAAACCCAGCUCUCCGCGUCUGACGAGCAUCAGGUCCACGGAGCGAAAAGCGAGAUCAUUUACGUCCGAACAAACUCCACCAAACCUUCUGCCCCCCUGGACCCCGUGUCCUCGUCAAAGUCGUCCUCUGAGAUCAGUCUGAAAUGGAAACCUCCCACCAGUCCAAACGGCAACAUCACACACUACAAGGUCAUCUAUCGAAGGCAGCUGGAGGACAGCGACCUCUUCAAGUUUGACUACUGCCUCCAAGCAGCAAAGCUGCCGUCUAGAAUUCCAACAAACAAAGACAUUAAGGAUGAGCAGAAGUGGAACCACACAGAUGAGCCCACCUCAGGGGACAAGUGCUGCGCCUGCCCCAAGACGGACAGCCAGCUGAAGAAGGAGCAGGAAGAGAUUGAGUUUCGCAAGACCUUUGAGAACUACCUCCAUAACGAAGUCUUUGAGAGCAGACCGUCUCGCCGCCGCCGCUCGGUGGGGGUUGCGAAUGCCACCGAUCCUCCUCUGUUGAUGUCCACCAUGUCCAGCAUUGAGGCCAAUGCCACCACUGUGCUCCCUGACGAUGAAGACAGCUCUAAGGUGGAGCUAAAGGUCGUCUCAAAGGAAUCGAUUGUCAUUGGUAACCUGCACUACUUCACAAGCUACAAAAUAGAGAUCAUAGCGUGCAAUCAUCCUACAGACCCUGAAGGCUGCAGUCUGGCCAAUUUUCGCAGUGAAAGAACCAUGCCGGAGGAAAAAGCGGAUAACAUUCCGGGCCAAGUGACCCAUGAGAUCGUGAUGACCGAGCCUCCCUAUGUGUUAAUUAAGUGGAACGCUCCUCCCGCGCCCAAUGGACUCAUCAUUUUGUACGAGGUGUUCUACAGGAGGGUGGAAGAGAAGGAGGAGCAAACCCUCUGUGUGUCUCGGCCCGCCUACCUGAAAACCAACGGCACCAAACUCCCCCUCGUGCAGCCCGGAAACUACAGCGUGAGAGUCCGCGCCACUUCCCUGGCUGGAAACGGCUCUUUUACGGAAACCAUUUACUUCUUCAUGCCACAUUCCAAUCCAGGGUUGGUUUGGAUAGUGAGUGGCCCGGUCAUCUGCUUCAUUCUGCUGUUGUUUGUGGGGGCCGGCGUCUUUGUGGUCAUCAAGAAGAGGCAAAUAGAAGGACCUCUAGGGGACCUCAUCACUUCACCAAACCCAGAGUACUUCAGUGCAAAUGACAUGUACGUUCCUGACGAGUGGGAAGUUCCCCGGGAAAAGAUCACGCUGCUCAGAGAGCUGGGCCAGGGUUCCUUCGGCAUGGUGUACCAGGGAAUUGCCAAAGACAUCGUCAAAGGAGAUCCAGAGACCCGUGUUGCUGUCAAGACGGUCAACGAGUCGGCCAGCCUGCGAGAGCGGAUCGAGUUCCUCAACGAGGCCUCGGUCAUGAAGGCCUUCAGCUGUCACCACGUGGUGCGACUCCUCGGUGUCGUGUCUAAAGGUCAGCCCACCCUGGUGGUCAUGGAACUGAUGACUCAUGGGGAUUUGAAGAGCUAUCUGAGGAGUCUGAGGCCAGACUCUGAGAACAACCCAUCGGGCGCACCGCCACCGUCUCUGAAAGACAUGCUCCAGAUGGCAGCAGAAAUUGCAGACGGCAUGGCUUACCUCAACGCCAAGAAGUUUGUCCACAGAGACCUGGCAGCCAGGAACUGCAUGGUGGGAGAGGACUACACGGUCAAGAUUGGGGACUUCGGCAUGACGCGAGACAUCUACGAGACGGACUACUACCGCAAAGGAGGGAAAGGUCUGCUUCCUGUCAGGUGGAUGGCCCCGGAGUCCCUGAAGGACGGCGUCUUCACCGCUCACUCAGACUGCUGGUCCUUUGGGGUUGUGCUGUGGGAGAUCAGUACUCUUGCAGAGCAGCCUUACCAGGGGCUUUCCAAUGAGCAGGUCCUGAAGUUCGUUAUGGACGGAGGAUUCCUGGACCGGCCGGACAAUUGUCCAGAAAGGAUGCACAGCCUCAUGCAGAUGUGCUGGCAGUAUAACCCCAAGAUGCGGCCCACCUUCCUGGAGAUCAUCGACAUGCUGCGGGACGACCUGCACCCCACUUUCCAUGAGGUGUCCUUCUUCCACAGUGAGGACAACAAAGUCCCAGAGACGGAGGAGUUCGACCUGGACCUGGACAACAUGGAGAGCAUCCCUCUGGACCCAUCCUCUUACUCCCAGAGAGAGGAGAGCUUAAGCAGAGACGGCGUUCCCUCCGUGGCUCUGAGGGGGAACUACGAGGAGCACGUUCCCUACACACACAUGAACGGGGGCAAGAAAAACGGGAGAAUACUGUUGUUACCCCGAUCCAGCCCUUCCUAACAUUUGCUGCCCCUCUCUUCCUGUGUCGUUUGGAAGGAUUUUCGUGGAGGAGCCCUUCAGAAAAACAAGAAACGUAUCUCAGGACUUACUCGUUCUUUUUCUUUUGAGGCUGUCCCGAAUGGACGGGAAGGGGUGCAAAUAUUUUUUACUAUAAGCUUGCUCCCUGACUCAUCAGACUUAUGAUCUUUCACUAUCGUCAUGUUUCCAUGACUCCUGAAACACUGAGGGGUUGUUCGUGUGUUUGUGGGGUGGGGGGCUCAGUGAACACAACAAACCUUAAAAAACCAAGAAGGCUGCUCAAAAACUCCAGGACCCUCCUUUCCUGCCACAUUUGGGGGCUUUUUCUCUGGACGGUCUUUUUACUCAGAUUGUGGCCUUUUUUCUGUGUGGCCUCCAAACAAAGAGAAGUGUCUGUUUCUGUUCGCACCUCCUUCCUCUUGGAUUCUUACUUCAAUCAGUGAUUUGCAAAGGCUCAGAACAAAGAGGCCUUCCUACAGGAAGGUGUUCUUGUUUUUCCUAACUACUCGCAGAUUCAUUUGCUGUUUGACUAGUUUUAAUUUAUUGGCUGUAAACAUAUUUUCAUUUGUUUUUGUCUGUGUCCUCACUAUGACUGUGGCUGAAGGAUAUUUAAAGAGUUAAGAGUUGGACAAAAGCGUUCCUCAGACUGACCAAUAGCUGCUGCUUUGAUCAUAUAUACAUUUAUAUGUGUAUAUAUGUUCUUUCAACCAUUAUUCUAAAUAUAAUAUACUGGAUGUUCUCGUUUUUUGUAAAUAUUUGAUAUUUUUCCUCACAAGCUUUGCUACUUUUUCAGGUUUUCUGUGGUUUUUCUUUAAUUUCUUGUUCCAGAAAUCCUACCCAUCCUCCGUUAAGGUUCUUAUUCCUAGAUUUUCCAGAUUUCAGUCCUUUUCCAAUCACACCUCCAAUGUUAAAAACAACACAUUUUAGAAGAUAUUGUCGAUAUUUAGGGACAAAUCCACCACUCCUGCAGAGAUUAAAAGGAGUUAAAAAACCGUCACAUAUAGCUCUGAAUCGUGCCGGCUCCCCCACCGGGGGCUGAACUCAACGGACCGGAUGAACCCUGGUGGAAAUUUCCACCAUUUUAGUUGGAGGGGGGCUUCCAGCCGGUGAAUGGGAGACAUCGGCAGACAUUUGGAUUGUUGAGCCUCUCAGUUAAGCAGUAAAGGUCUGCUGGGCUGUGGAUAUUUCACUCAGCAGUGACAUUCCAGGGUUCAGUUUAGCCCGCCCGCCUGCAGAGUUUGUGUCAUCCCCAAAUCCUUCAGUCGUGUUUUUUUUUUUUAUUAUCACAGUUUGGUCAUUAUUUAUUUGUUGGUUGAGCUAAAAUCCUGCAGAAGAAAACCAGUCGUCAGUUUAAAAAGGUUGAUAUUUUUGGCCCUCGGAGGCCGCCAUAAGGUCAUACUUCAGCAGGAGCGGGAUUUCUGAAGGUGUGGGUGUUCAGGCCAUCCCAACUGCAUCAUCGUGGCGGUUUUCCUGGGCGUCUGCUAGCACAGGUUGAGGCAGAGCAGCUGUCGUGGCAUUGAACCAGUGCCUUCCAAAGCCAGAACCUCUUCCAGGCUGCUUCUUGUGGCGAUCCCACACACAGACGGCCUUCAUCUCUGUUCCUGAGCUGCAGCCUUUUUCUCUCAGAAACAGGAGUUGUAGGUUUCAGCCCCUUAAUGCGGAGUUGACAUGUAGGGCUUCUGUAUUUUGUAAAAUACUUGUGAAAACAGAUGAAAAAGAGAAAAAAACCUGUCGUCCUUCAGUUGUGGACAACAAAAACCAUGUUGCUUGCUGCCAUGAGAACACAUCUCCUGCCAUCAUCCGCUCUGCUGCUCACAUCCAUAUGCAAUUCCGGUGGUGCCCAUUUCUGUGCACCACCCGCUAUUUAUUAUUGAAUCCGAUUACUGUUGUCACUUCGGGGUUGACGGGGACGGAGAGGCGGACCUGUCCUGGUGGAGGAAGCGUUAAGCAGCAGCUUUAGUCAUUUGUUUGGUUUGCUUCCUUGUCGUUGGUUAAUCAUUCUUCUCCUCUUCGUGUUUGGCCGAAGUCUACCUCAGUGCUUUGGGAAAAAUCCGUUCAAAGAGCCUCUUCAUCCACUACUCACUUACCAGAACAGUCCGUGUGUCUUUGUGUUUCGGGGAAGCAUCUGUCAUAUGUGAAUAUUUUUGUUUUUGCAACAGCUUAGAUUUUGGCCAUUUUUAUUUUUUGUAUUGCACAUCUAGAUUUUGUAGCUGGUUUGUAAACACAGGUGUUGAAGUCUAUUAUCUUAUAUUUCAGUUGUAGCACCUUUUUAAAAGUCAAACUAUCAGGCACUGAAUCUGCUGUUUUUUGUUUUCUCUGUAGUGUGUGUGCGCGUGUGUGUGUGUGUGUGUGCGUGCGCAUACAUGUUGGUUAUUUUGGCGCCGCGUACCUCCAGUCUCUGAGGCGUUUGUAUGCAUCCAAAGCUAACUCUGUGCAGCGGUUUAUCACGCCUGCAGCAGAGUUCAGGCUGAACAGAAGGCCUACAUUCAGUUUGUCGGUUCAAAUCCCACACUGUCUGUGUGUAUAGAUAUUUUUUUCUACUGUGAAUAUCCAGAGAUGACUUUUAAUUUUGUUGUCAACGCCAUGGAUCAAGCAUUUUGCGGCUUACCGGGGCACACGCUUGUAAAAAUGUUUAUAUUAGAGGGGGCCUAACACCCCCACCCUCUGUAAUGGAGAAAAGCCGGACUGGGACAAUCCUGUGUGCCAUUAAAAACUAUCAACUGACAUCGAAUCAAGAUUGUACAAUUUCGUCUCAGGGAGGCGGCCGGAUGUUUUGUGGGCGGAGGAUGAAGAGGAUGAGGAGGAAGAAAAAGCUACCUUCUCCGACUGAAACCCAAGUUUUCAGCACCUUUGCAAAACCCAAGCCCAACAAAUUCUCCCUGUUCUGGAUAAUCAGGGCUCCUCUGCUGUGGUUCUGACUGCCCUCUAGUGGCUGGAUUGGGACCAUUGCAGGUCAGGGGUGGCAAAGCAUGACCCACAGUGCCUUGCUCAGACUACAAGGGCCGCCUGACCCCCCCACCCCACCCCACCCAGUCCUGAACUGCCUCCUGACUGGCAUGUGUCCACCAAUCACAGAAGAGGACUUUCCACACCCCAAAAAAGAGAAGUUUUUAUUUAAAUGCGGAGAUGAUUCUGGAUUACAAGACUGAUGACUUUAACCAAAAAUGAGAAAAAACUGUUAAACUGGUGUCUGUACUCUGCUGAGCUCUAGUUUGCUUUGUGCAUGGAACAUGAAAUAUCUCUAAGCUUGAUCAUUUGAUGCUCUCUGUCUUUGCCUCUCAUCAGCGACUCCCCAAAGCACUUAACAAUAAUAAGAACAAUAACAAUAAAGAAAAAAAGCAUAAAUGUGGCAUUUCAAUGUUUGGAAUGCAUUCAUUUCCUGUCAUAAACUGAUUCAUAACUGUAAAUACCAGUCUGCCCUGAAAUUGUAAUGGUACUUGAUUUUAGGGAAUUUUUGUUUCUUUGGUUGAACAGAGCAUGCUCAGAACGCAGCGCAGGCUGAGAACAAAGCAUUUUAUGUAUUAUUGUGUUUUAAAGAAAAAAGUAUUACCAUUUAGAGAUGUUGAUUUUUUUUUUCCAAAACCUAAUAGGGAAGACAAAUACAAUUACUUUUUCUGACUGUAAAGUUUUAGUACUCUUGUACAUUUUGAAUUUAAUGUUGAUAUCAAUGUGUAUAUAACUUUUUUUCUAAAUCUAUAAGAUUGGAUAUUUUCUUUCCUUCCAUCAUGACAGCCCACCACACAGUGGAUUCAGCAGCACAACUUUUGUCUGAGCCGAUAGGAAACCUUCAGUGUAGCGUGAACCCUGCAUGUUUCAGCCGUGCGUUGGGAGCGCCCCCCCGCCCCGCCCCGCCCCGCCGCAGAGCCUGUCAUGUCAGAUGAAUCACCUUCCAUCUCCUGAAAUGAUUCCUUCAAACUGGGACAGACCACUGCACAUCUCUGUUAGGAGACACAAGUAUUAAAAUCCAUUUAGAAUUUUGACUAAAUCUAUAUCUCAGAAUAGUGCAACAUUUGGAAAAAUUCUAUUUUUACAUGAGGGCUAAAGAGAUGAAAACAUUCAUUUAGAAAAAAAAUAGGGUUAAGAAAAAUGUCUACACAAAACUAUCUUCUUCAGUGUUUUACUCCAUACUCAAUGCUGACACCUAGUGUUGAAGUUGGAGAUUACCACCAACCAGACGCCUUUUCUCAUGAUGCAAACUUGAAACCCUCUCUUCAUCUCUACUAUGACCUGCAUCAGGUUGGGAUGUAGCUACACCAACUGGCUGCAGACUUGAAAUUAGUCAGAGCCUCCGAGCUGUCCACUUUAAGGUCUUUUUGAAAUGGGAUUCCUCCUGAAUUAGCUUCUCAACUCUGGACAAAACCAUUCCAAAUCCUAAAUUUGAGCCUGGUGUCAUUAAUAUGAUGAACUGUAAACUCAGUGGUCUGUUCCAGUUUUUUUACCGUCUCUUUCCCUGCCUCUUGCUUCCUCUGCCAUUCAGAGUACAGUCUUUCUUCGUCCAUCCUCUUCCUCUUUAAGUCUCCUCAGUGCACAUAGAUGGUCCCCAGAGUGCUGUGUCUAGUCUUGCAGGAUACCUCUUUAUUAUUAUUAUUGCCAAUGAAUAUGCUGUUGUGUUCAUUUUUGGGAUGUGUCGCGUGCAUACAUUGCAAAGAGAUUGUGUGUUUGUACUGUUCACACCCUAAAUCUGCAAACCCACAAAGAUCACUUCACAUCCCCUCGGACCCCCCCCAGCCCCCACACUGGAUCCAACUAUGCCAUUAUCUCUGUGUAACACGGAUACUGAACUUAACGCUCACACACAAACCCAAAUGCAUUUUGUACAGGAUCAAAAAUGUGCCAUGACUAAAAGAACGCUUGAUGAUUUAUUUUUUCUAUGUUUUUAACGGAGAGCCAAGUAGUAACAUUUAAAGAAAAAAAGUUGCAAUGGAAAUAAAAAAAUCUUGCUGUGUGUAAAUUAUUCAAAAAUAAACUGUUUAUAUUAAAAUUAUUGGAGAAUA
Oryzias latipes (Japanese medaka) is the source of this 9628-nucleotide messenger RNA. Its product is annotated as insulin receptor. Gene Ontology annotation, molecular function: phosphatidylinositol 3-kinase binding; insulin receptor substrate binding; ATP binding. Gene Ontology annotation, cellular component: plasma membrane; axon; insulin receptor complex. Lineage: Eukaryota; Metazoa; Chordata; Actinopteri; Beloniformes; Adrianichthyidae. The record is from RefSeq and is a predicted model, not a curated record. Gene Ontology annotation, biological process: protein autophosphorylation; positive regulation of kinase activity; positive regulation of MAPK cascade.